GGUGUCUGAUAAAACAUCCUUGCAGUGAAAAAAUAGUUACAGUCUCACAUAUGACUGCAGCUUUUAACUUUACGGUUUUGGACUUGUAUCAAAUUCGGUAUGAAUGUUACUUCCAUGUUAUAUUCUUGUAGAAAACGGUUUAUUUCAAAAAUUAUGAAGAAGAUACACUGGUAUAGGUGCAAUUGACCUAUACCACUAUACAGUUCAGAUUUACGGACCUUACUCACACGCAUACCGUAUCAGUCAGUUGUCCCCACGCCACAAAACUGAGCGAAUUUGUCACUUUAGAGUCUAGUCUCAGGUGUUUUUUAGUCUUAUCAGUCUGUGAUUGUUUUCCAGUUUCCACAAAGCACGGAUCCCAUUUUUUUUAUAACAGCACAGAAGAAUUCUAAAGCGCGAUACGGCCAUUACAGAUCGUAAAAUGAAAGCGUGCUUUUCGCAGUACAGUAUGGAUGAUUAUUUCUUUUGAAAAGCUCUUCGAUUUUACCGCUGAGAAAUCGAUCCAGAAUGACCUCAACAGCGAAGUCGGAAUCCUCUGAAAGCUCUUCAGAUGACGAAUAUCGCGUGAAUUUUUCUUACGGCAGUCCCUCUGUUGAGAUGGUAAAAGGUGUUCUCCAUCUGUAUCACGAUAAUGAACGGACUUCCUUACAAUCUGGCGAAACACGUCGUCGCAGUAUACUGUUGUGCAUGUUGUCUGUGCCAGCACGCUUGUCGACCAGAGAUCUCUUGGCAUUCACUGAAACUUUUUCUCCGGAAAUCGAGCGGGUGCGCAUUAUGCGCUACAAGUCACCCAAUCAGUACAUGGUGCUGUUGCGUUUCAAAAACCAGGAAGCUGCCGAUAGGUUUUACGACCAUUUUAAUGGUGUUCGAUUUGAUUCUGACGAAGAAGAAACAUGUCGUCUUGCUUAUGUUGGAAAAGUGGAUGUCGUCGAAGAUAUAGAGGGAAAAGGUUUCUGUAUGCGCCCAUUCCUGGGAACCACGGAACCACCUACGUGCACUAUUUGCUUGGAUAGAAUGGAUGGGACUACAGGAAUUUUUACCAUUCUUUGUAAUCAUUCGCUCCACUGUGCAUGUCUGCAGCAUUGGUGCGAUACAAGUUGUCCGAUCUGCCGGUAUUUCCAGACGCCGCCGACAACGGAAGAACAGACAUGCGCUCAGUGCGGAGUGGUUUCUGACGAUUUGUGGCUCUGUUUGAUAUGUGGUCAUGUGGGAUGUGGGCGUAAUUCCGGGAAGCACGCAUUAGUGCAUUUUGAGGAAACUCAGCAUCCGUAUGUGUAUAAUAUUAAAACGCAGAGAGUUUGGGAUUACGUCGGAGAUGAUUACUUGCAUCGGCUAAUUCAACGUCAUAGUGUCGACAAAAUGGUGGAAAUGAUGGAUAGAUCAGGAAAUAUGGAUCAUGAAGCAACUGAAUCUAUGGCGCUCGAAUACAGUUAUCUCCUCAACGUCCAACUGGAAUCGCAACGGCAUUACUUCGAAUCAGAAUUACGGAAGCAAAAGGAAGUGAUUGAGACACAGAGACGGGAAUUAGCCAGCCGAAAGAAAGAGCUUGAUAAUUUUGCAGCAGCCAGUGCGUUCGAGAAAAGGCGCCUCGAAAACCAAGUCAAUCAACGUGAACUAACGAUUAACAAUCUCAGGAAAGAGAAACUGGAUUUGGAAGAGAGAUGCGGACAGUAUAAGGAAGAAAACGAUCGUGUACUACGCAAAGCGGAACCUACUCAAACUGGUCCGGAAGAUUGUGCGGGUGUUACGGAAGAAAAGGAGGCGCUCGAGGAAAGGGUUAAUCAGGCACGUAGUUAAGCUGCAUUCCGCACUUUGAAGUUUAGGCGUUCUGAAUGUUUCUGUUUGGCGCCUUGGAUGGUUUUAUUGUAUUUUACACAGUUUUUUGUUUUUUUACGGAUACCCCGCUCUUGUUUGUGGCUAUUCCGUGAACGGUGUACUUUAAAGUCUUAUUUCGCAAAUAUUACUCUUGAUUGGUUUUUACGAUUGAUUACUUCUGUAUUUGUUUCGUAGAAGUAAUGCCUGUUUACUGUCAGGACACCAUGUAUCCAAAUCUGCUUCUGAAACGGAAGAAGUGUCCGUACUCCGUACUAAAAGGUUAAAAAGGCAUCUGUGAAAGGCAAAGUGAUACAUAAAACCAGAAAAUCUUA
Paramacrobiotus metropolitanus is the source of this 2147-nucleotide messenger RNA. Its product is annotated as BRCA1-associated protein-like. Gene Ontology annotation, molecular function: ubiquitin protein ligase activity; zinc ion binding. The coding region runs from base 508 to 1797 and encodes 429 amino acids. The record is from RefSeq and is a predicted model, not a curated record. The transcript is spliced from 11 exons. Gene Ontology annotation, biological process: protein ubiquitination; Ras protein signal transduction. Gene Ontology annotation, cellular component: cytoplasm. NCBI's taxonomy places the organism in Eukaryota, Metazoa, Tardigrada, Eutardigrada, Parachela, Macrobiotidae.